GCUUUUUACCACAUGAUUAAUGAAAUUCAAGUGCAUGAGUGGAAAAAAUGUCUAAAUUGACGCCGAGACUGAUAACAGUUAUUAACAUGAUUGUUAGUAUCUUGUGUGCCCCUAAAAUAGGUCCAGUACUUUAUGAUCCAUUGGUAUAUGAAAGUCAAAAUUCAUUCAAAUCUGAGGACAAUCCAACAGAAAAUACAUCUGAUGAUUGGCUAACAGCUCCAGCUCUACGUAGUAAUGAUAAACCUACUGAAGAAGUACCUAAAAAAACAUGUCAAGGAUACGAUUAUGAUCUUACACAAUGUAAAUACAUUAAUGAUAGGAAGAUUUGUGGAUACAACAAGAACAAAGGUGAACCAGAAAUCGAAGAAAUUAAGGAUAUGGGGAACGGUUGUCGUAUACGUAACAAUAGAUUAGAAUGCGGUUAUUUAGAGGGCCCGUUUAAUCCUCCCCGACGUCCUCCGGCUAACGAAGAUAUACCUGAUAAAACAGAUUUUCCAAAACUUAGAUCAUCUCCACCUAAAACGUCCAAGAAAGAGUUAAAUGACAAUAAGAAAACAACGACUAUUGGAAAAGCACCUGCUGGUAGCCCUACAGCUGUUGAGAACCCUAUCACCCUAGAAAACAUCGAUGAUAUUGAAGUGAGAACAAAACGUGAUACAGUUGAAUCAACAAUAAUAACAACUGAUAUAAAUGCAAUCGACACCACGUCAAACGAUUUAACAACUCAAAAAAAAGUAGAUCAGGACAAUAAGAACCAGCUAAAAAAAAUCUGUGUGGACAAGAUUGACAGAAUAUUUUGUUACACUGCCAGGGAAAAAAAAUAAUAAUCAUUUUAGGUAUUACAUUGAUGUUGAUGAGCAGCCUCUAUCGUUAAAUACCUAUAAAUAUGAACAAUGCUUUUUGUGUAGGUGUACUGUUGUGUUGUUGUAAUUACAAUGGCGUUUUCUCA
Colias croceus (clouded yellow) is the source of this 949-nucleotide messenger RNA. RefSeq lists its product as uncharacterized. The record is from RefSeq and is a predicted model, not a curated record. Bases 48 to 824 code for a protein of 258 amino acids. NCBI's taxonomy places the organism in Eukaryota, Metazoa, Arthropoda, Insecta, Lepidoptera, Pieridae. The transcript has 2 exons.